ACCUAUCUUAAUCCACAAGGCACUCAAAAUUGAAGCAUACACACACAUGCAAAGUAUAUUAUUGACCUUGCUUGCCCAAUAAAUCAUAGCAAAAAGGGUUCUUCUCUUUAUUCAUCCAAAUAAGUACCAACAUUUUGCCAUUGGAUAAGAAAGCAUUCCUCAUUAAAAAGGGAAGCAAGAACAACAACAUUCUCCACCAAGAAUGGACACCGUACUGAAUAAAAUAAGAGAGAUAUUUACUGGUACAGAGGAGGAGAACAAAGCUGAUUUGAGUAGCACCAGGGAUCACAAAAUACCAAAGACUCAAUCCUUUAAAGAGAAGAAAAAGGGACCAAGUUGGUUGCAGAGACAAUUUUCAAGGAAAAUGAGUCAUGAUUAUGAGUCAAUUGAGCAUGUGACAGCAGUAGCAGCUGCUGCAUUUGCAAUCAACUCACAAGAGUUCUCAGAAAUCCCUCAGGAAAGGAGAAGGACUACGCCCCGCGAGAUCUCGCUGACAAGGAGUAAAAGCAAGGUGGAUGGUGCAAAAUCUCCAAUUUCGCUUCCUCAUCCUGCAUCCAAAACAUUGUCAGGUUCGUUUAGAUCCAAGAGUGAUCAAGGUGACAAGAUAAGCGAGCCACAUCAAAAGGUUUUCACCCCUCCGCCGCCACCACCACCGGCGAAAAAGAGUAGCAACCUUGGUGAUCAGAUCCAAGAAGAACCAAGAAGGCCUCCAACAUUGAAGACUUCUGAGCCUGAGCCUGAGCCUUUAAGGCCGCCACCACCUCCUCCUCCUCCUCCUCCUCCGCCACCACUUCCUUCUCUUUCUAAGAAGCAAAGCAUUAGAGAUACAAAAGCAGAUGAAUGGAAGAUAAAGCAGCUCCAAAAGAUCAGAGAUAGGUAUGAGAAGUUAACGGAGACAAUAAAUUCCUGGGAAAAUCGAAAGAAACAAAAAGCAAAACACAAGCUGGAUAAGCAUAAGCAAAGCAAAGAUAAGCAAAAAGAGGAGAAAGCGUUGAAGAAAUACGAAGAGAGGGUGAAGUACAUAAAAGAAAUCGCAUGGGAAGCAAGAAAAGAGGCAGAAGAAAGAAGAGCCAAAGAAGUACGCAAAGUAGAGGAGAAGGCCAUUACAAUUAAGACCACAGGGGAGCUUCCAAAAACAUGCUUGUGCUUCUAAUUAACAACACCAAUCAUAUGUCAUGUCAUGUCAAUACAAACACAUAUUAUACAUCUUUCACUUCUCUAUAUAUUCAUCAUUUGUUCUGAAUUUGUACAUAUAUUAUAUGCAUACAUACAAAGGCUUCUUUUGGUGUGAAUCAGUUUUAGCUGCUCAAAUCACAAACUAAACCGUUUAUCAGAAACAAAGGACAAGAUUUAACAAUAUCAUCAAAGAAAAACACACUUAAUUACAUACAUAAACUUAGCCAUGGUGGAAUUUUGCUACAAAUGUUAACAAAGUAAGCUCUCCUUUUUCCCCUAAGAAUUCUACAACAUAAAAAAGUGACAGCCCUUAUUACACCAUAAACAUAUUUUGUGUACUCAAUUUUGUACACCGAAUCAACACACACUUCUGCAACACAUAACAGAAAUGUAUAUUGAUUCGGUGUACGAGAUAAAAUAAGUACAAAUAACAUAUCUUUGGUUAUUAUUAUUACAACAUGGCGGCGGCUUAGUAGUGGAAAGUCCUAUUUCAAGAAGCCGCCAGCCAGCUUUGCAAAGUCACCAAGGCCGCCGCCGCCACCACCGGACUUUGGUGCUUCUCCUUCAGCUUCUUUAGGAGGCUCCGAUGACGGAGCUGCUGCCUCCUUGGACUGGUAGUUGUGAAGAUAAUCAGCAGCUUUGUCAACAUACUGCCCUAUGCCCUU
This is a messenger RNA of Arachis ipaensis, 1841 nucleotides long. RefSeq lists its product as uncharacterized. NCBI's taxonomy places the organism in Eukaryota, Viridiplantae, Streptophyta, Magnoliopsida, Fabales, Fabaceae. The record is from RefSeq and is a predicted model, not a curated record.